GCAACCAACCCAUCAGAGGGCGUCAGCAUCGGCCGGUGACGAGCAGUGGAGCGGCGGACCCGGGAGGCGCCUGUGCUCUUCUGUGUGGCAGCUCACAAUGAUGGAUCAAGCAAGAUCAGCAUUGUCUAACUUGUUUGGUGGAGAACCAUUGUCAUAUACCCGGUUUAGUCUGGCUCGGCAAGUAGAUGGUGAUAACAGUCAUGUGGAGAUGAAACUAGCUGUAGAUGAAGAAGAAAAUGUUGACAAUAACAUGAGGGGUAACCACACCAAUGUCAGAAAACCAAAAAGGUUAAAUGGAUAUAUCUGCUAUGGGACUAUUGCUGUAAUCAUCUUUUUCUUGAUUGGAUUUAUGAUUGGCUACUUGGGCUACUGUAAACGUGUAGAACCAAAAGCCGAUUGUGAGAGACCGGCAGGAACAGAGCCUUCGUGCACAGAGGAGACAGAACCUUUCGAAACAGAAGAGCAGCUCCCCGAAACACGUCGCAUAUUUUGGGCAGACCUCAAAUCAAUGUUGUCCAAGAGACUGGAUGCCAUAGACUUCACCAGUGCCAUCAAGAUGCUGAAUGAAAAUUCUUAUGUCCCUCGUGAGGCUGGAUCUCAAAAAGAUGAAAGCCUUGCUUUUUACAUUGAAAAUCAGUUCCGUGAACUUAAACUCAGCAAAGCCUGGCAUGAUGAACAUUUUGUUAAGAUUCAGGUCAAAGGCAGCAAUGCUCACAACUCGGUGACCAUAGUGAAUAAGAGCGGCAGCAACAGUAUGGUGUACCAGGUGGAGAAUCCCGAGGGUUAUGUGGCGUAUAGUAAGGCUACGACAGUUACUGGUAAACUGGUCCAUGCUAAUUUUGGCACUAAAAAAGACUUUGAGGAUUUAAAUAUGCCUGUGAAUGGAUCUUUAGUGAUUGUUAGAGCAGGGAAAAUUACUUUUGCUGAAAAGGCUGCAAAUGCUGAAAGUUUAAAUGCAAUUGGUGUCUUGAUAUACAUGGACCAGACUAAAUUUCCCAUUGUUAAUGCAGAUCUUCCAGUUUUCGGACAUGCUCAUCUGGGAACAGGUGACCCUUACACACCUGGAUUCCCUUCUUUCAAUCACACUCAGUUUCCACCAUCUCAGUCAUCAGGAUUGCCUAACAUACCUGUCCAAACAAUUUCCAGAGCUGGUGCAGAAAAGCUAUUUCAAAAUAUGGAAGGAGACUGUCCUUCUAUUUGGGGAAUAGACUCUUCAUGUAAGCUGAUAUCCUCACAGAACAAGAAUGUGAAGCUCACUGUGAACAAUGUGCUGAAAGAGAUAAGAAUUUUUAACAUCUUUGGAGUUAUUAAGGGCUUUGAAGAACCAGAUCGCUAUGUUAUAGUAGGGGCCCAGAGGGAUGCCUGGGGUCCUGGAGCUGCAAAGUCCAGUGUAGGAACAAGUCUACUAUUGAAACUUGCCCAGAUACUUUCCGAUAUGGUCUUAAAAGGUCAGUUUAAACCCAGCAGGAGCAUUGUCUUUGCCAGCUGGAGUGGUGGAGACUUCGGAGCUAUUGGUGCCACUGAAUGGCUAGAGGGAUACCUUGCCUCCUUGCAUUUAAAAGCUUUCACUUACAUUAACCUGGAUAAAGCUAUUCUUGGUACCAGCAAGUUCAAAGUUUCUUCCAGCCCACUGUUGUAUUCGCUUAUUGAGAAGACGAUGCGAGAUGUGAAACAUCCAGUUACUGGGCUCUCUCUAUAUCGGGACAGCAACUGGAUCAACAAAGUCGAGAAACUUUCUUUUGAUAAUGCUGCUUUCCCCUUCCUUGCAUAUUCUGGAAUCCCAGCAGUCUCUUUCUGUUUUUGUGAGGACACAGAUUACCCUUAUUUGGGUACUCCCAUGGAUACCUAUGAGGUACUGAAUCAGAAUGUUCCUCAGUUGAACAAAAUGGCACGUGCAGCAGCAGAAGUAGCCGGUCUGCUUUUGAUUAAACUUACCCAUGAUGUUGAAUUGAACCUGAACUAUGAGAUGUAUAAUGACAAAAUACUUGGGUUUGUGAGAGAAAUGAACCAGUUCAGAGCAGACAUAAAGGAGAUGGGUCUGAGUCUACAGUGGCUGUAUUCUGCUCGUGGAGACUUCUUCCGUGCUACGUCUAGACUAACAACAGAUUAUAAGAAUGCUGAGAGAACAAACAGAUUUGUCAUGAGGGAGAUCAAUGACCGUAUCAUGAAAGUGGAAUAUCACUUCCUGUCACCCUACGUAUCUCCAAGAGAGUCUCCUUUCCGACAUAUCUUCUGGGGCUCUGGCUCUCACACUCUGUCAGCUUUACUAGAGCACUUGAAGCUGCGGCAGAAAAAUAACGGUGCUUUUAAUCAAACACUGUUGAAAAACCAGUUGGCUCUAGCAACUUGGACUAUUCAGGGAGCUGCAAAUGCCCUCUCUGGUGACAUCUGGGACAUUGACAACGAAUUUUAAAUGUGAUACCUAUAACUUAUAUAAGAACAUCAAGGUAGUGUGGUUCCUAGACUUGUGUUGGUUGUGCUAAAUUUUCAGUAGGGCUACAAAACCUAAUAUUGUUAAAAUUCUACCCAGUCUUGGUACUACUAGAUGUCUUUAGGCAGCAGCUUUUAAUACAGGGUAGGUACCUGCACUUCAAGUUAAAGUGACUAACCACUUAAAAACAAUAGAAUAUUUUCUCUGAUUAUCUCUAGAGUUUUAAGUGCUUUGUAAUGGUAACUGCCUCUUUCCUGUUACAGUUAUGAAAAAGUCAGAACCAGUUAUGUGAACUAUUGUUCUAAAUCCUAAGUACAUGAACUGGUAUCUUUUGAAUGGAGGAGGAAGGUGGAAAGUGGUAGCUUAGAGGGAUCCUCCACCUUCACUGGAUGCUAGAUAGGAGAUCCCAGGCUGUAAGGCUUUACUCUCCACAUGAGAUCUCUGUCUUCUUUAAGGAUUUAGCUCGUUUCCACAUCUGAAAGUGAAACAGUUCACUUUCAGAAGAGAUGGGACUUGUUUUCUUGCCAGUGAGGUCUGAAAUAGAGGUCCUUCAGCUGCAUAAAAGGAGGCUCAACUGUUUAUCACAGGAGUAAGGCCUUAAUGUGUUAACCUCAAGAUUAUGUUUG
Messenger RNA from Physeter macrocephalus (sperm whale), 3057 nucleotides. It is a transcript of the gene TFRC, whose product is annotated as transferrin receptor. The record is from RefSeq and is a predicted model, not a curated record. Lineage: Eukaryota; Metazoa; Chordata; Mammalia; Artiodactyla; Physeteridae. The coding region runs from base 98 to 2413 and encodes 771 amino acids. Gene Ontology annotation, biological process: intracellular iron ion homeostasis; transferrin transport. Gene Ontology annotation, molecular function: transferrin receptor activity. Gene Ontology annotation, cellular component: external side of plasma membrane. The transcript has 19 exons.